AUGGGUAGUAGUCGUCGUCAAAAGGCCCUAUCCAAGUCUAUCCAACUCGCCCUAUUCCGCGACCCAGCUACCUUUCGGAAGACCCUCAUAGGGCGCAUCCUAGCCUUCUUUAGCAUCUUCUACAUCAAGCUCUUCCGAUAUGGGAGCAAUCUGUUUCGAAAGCUGCGCAGCGAGACAUGGGAGAUCGACGAGAAUGAGUACAAGGCGAGCUUCCGAGAUGAGAAGAAGACUGUCCCAUUGAAGCCAAUGGGCGAUCUUGGAAUGUCAGGAUCGACCUUCUUCCAGACUUCCAAUGGCAAGUUUCUCGUCAAGAGCCUCCCCCGACACUUUGAACAUUCCUUCUUCCGUGAGGAUCUGCUCGAGCCAUACUACGAAUAUAUGAGUGCCCAUCGCGAUUCUUUAUUGGUAUGGAUUACCGACUAUGUGUAUGCGCCGUAUCAGACGGUCGGGAGCCUUAUAGGGUCCACGCCAGCCCAUCACAUCAUCAUGGAUAAUAUCUUGUACGGGAAAACCGAAGACCCGAAAGCAGAUCAAUGGGAGAAAUACGACCUUAAACCCAUUGACUAUUUCUAUCCAGAGCGGGACUUGGUGCCAGAGCCGCUGGUUAGCGAAGAUACGCUGCGGAAGCUUGCUGACCAAUUUGACGACAAAAUCCGGCUGUCGCAAGAACAAUACGAGUCCCUGAAGCAAGUCUUGGAAGCUGACACGGACUUUCUCCGCUCGUCUAAUGCAGUUGAUUACUCUCUUUUCCUCGUACGGUUUCCGGCCUCCUCGCAGCCCGAGGUUGUUGGUAGGCAUGCUCCGUGGCGCAUCGGCGUAGAGUCUGCAGAUGGCAAAUGGAAGUAUCGUGCCGUGUUGUUGGAUUUCUUCUGGGCAAGACACAAAUUGCACGCCCAAGCCAUGACGGGGGUAAUUCAGACAUUCAAUGUCAUUGGUCGCCAGGGGCCAAUGACAAUUACAACGACGGCCGACGAAUACCAACAGAAGUUUCUGGCUAUGGUGGAUUCGAUGGUGGAAGUACAGCAGUCUUGA
Aspergillus tubingensis is the source of this 1032-nucleotide messenger RNA. Its product is annotated as phosphatidylinositol phosphate kinase family protein. Bases 1 to 1032 code for a protein of 343 amino acids. The transcript is spliced from 2 exons. The record is from RefSeq and is a predicted model, not a curated record. Gene Ontology annotation, biological process: phosphatidylinositol metabolic process. Gene Ontology annotation, molecular function: phosphatidylinositol kinase activity. NCBI's taxonomy places the organism in Eukaryota, Fungi, Ascomycota, Eurotiomycetes, Eurotiales, Aspergillaceae.